GGCAUUUGAGCAAACGGUGUCGUGAAAGAGCACACUGCCUAAUCUUCCCCACAUGAACAUUGUAAUAAAAUCACUGGCAGCAGCAACUUCCCAGUUCACACUUCCGUCUUCACCUUCGUUCUUCAACCCCAUAAAUCACCAGAAUACGAGAGAAUUUUUUUCAAACUCUGCUAUUUUCCUAUUUAAUUUAUUGGAAAAGGGAACAAAAUUUAAUUCUUUCUCAAUAUUUAUUUAAUUUAUUUUGCUACUUUUAAUAAACUUUCCAUAAAUCUAAAAUUUCCAUAUCAACUUUGCUAAUUGCAAUUAUUAUUACAACACUCCUUAUUAAUUGAAUUAAACCCUUUUCAUCUGAUUGCAUUUUGGUUCAAUCCUUUCUAUCUCCUUUUCUGGGUUCAGCAAAAACAGUAUGUUCCUGCUUUUAUUCUACCAUUGAUUUGAAUUUGAAGCUUCUUUACUAAGAGCCCAUCUACAGAUCUCUUCCUUUAUGCUCAAAGUGGACCCUAGAUAGGUAUAUGCAAAUGGCAUCCAAAUCAUUCAAAAGUCGCUCGAAUCUAUCAUCGAGCACUGAUGCAUCUGAGCUGCAGCAACUCAGACCUCCACUUCCCCCAACCGCGACCUUUGCUCACCAAGCUCGCCGGACCUCCUCUGGCCGCUAUACUAACCAUUCGAGAGACGAUCUUGACAGUGAACUUUCAAGUUCAGAAUAUGCAAACUAUACAGUGCAAAUACCUCAAACCCCCGAUAACCAGCCGAUGGUGGACCCCACAAUAUCGCAGAGGGUCGAGGAACAGUAUGUUUCCAACUCUCUUUUCACAGGAGGGUUUAAUAGUAUUACUAGAGCUCAUCUCAUGGACAAGGUGAUUGAUUCUGAAGCUAACCAUCCCCAGAUGGCUGGUUCAAAAGGAUCCUCUUGUGCUAUCCCUGGAUGUGAUGGGAAUGUUAUGAGUGAUGAGAGGGGUGCUGAUAUUCUUCCUUGUGAAUGUGAUUUCAAGAUUUGUCGUGACUGUUACAUCGAUGCAGUCAAGUCUGGGAACUCACUUUGUCCAGGUUGUAAGGAACCUUACAAGAACACUGACUUGGAUGAAUCAACUGGGGAAAAAUCACUUGCACUUCAACAUCCAAUGAGCAGGAGUGGGAGGAGAUUGUCGAUGAUGAAAUCAACAAAGUCAGUGUUGAUGAGAAGUCAGACUGGGGAUUUUGAUCAUAGUCGCUGGUUAUUUGAAACAAAGGGGACAUAUGGGUAUGGAAAUGCUAUUUGGCCAAAAGAGGGGGGUCCUAUUGAUGGUAAUGGAGAUGAUGGGGAAGUGCAUGAUCCUCAGGAAUUGAUGAAUAAACCAUGGAGGCCACUUACUCGGAAAGUGAAGAUUCCUGCUGCUGUUCUCAGUCCUUAUCGGUUGCUUAUAUUUGUGCGAAUGGUUGUUCUGGGAUUCUUCCUCGUGUGGAGAGUCAAACAUAAAAAUGAGGACGCGAUAUGGCUGUGGGGAAUGUCUGUGGUUUGCGAGAUUUGGUUUGCCUUUUCUUGGCUUCUUGAUCAGAUGCCGAAACUCUGCCCUAUUAACCGUGCUACGGAUCUCAAUGUUCUGAAAGACAAAUUUGAGACACCUAGUCCUAACAAUCCAACUGGAAAAUCUGAUCUUCCUGGAAUAGAUAUUUUUGUGUCUACUGCAGAUCCAGAAAAGGAGCCCCCUCUUGUCACUUCCAACACUAUUUUAUCUAUCUUAGCUUCUGAUUAUCCUGUUGAAAAGCUAUCUUGCUAUGUGUCUGACGAUGGUGGUUCCCUUCUUACUUUUGAGGCCAUGGCUGAAGCUGCAAGUUUUGCUCAUAUGUGGGUUCCUUUCUGUCGUAAACAUAAUAUUGAACCAAGGAAUCCUGAUUCUUAUUUUAGUCUGAAGAGGGAUCCAUAUAAGAACAAAGUUCGUCAAGAUUUUGUAAAAGACCGUAGGCGUGUAAAGCGAGAAUAUGAUGAAUUCAAGGUUCGGAUCAAUGGUUUGCCCGAGUCUAUUCGACGACGAUCUGAUGCUUACCAUGCCAGAGAAGAAAUCAAAGCCCUUAAACUUCAGAGACAAACUCCAAACGAUGAACCUUUUGAGGUUGUUAAGAUUCCAAAAGCUACUUGGAUGGCUGAUGGAACUCAUUGGCCUGGUACUUGGAACCAUCCUGCUCCAGAACAUUCCAAGGGAGAUCAUGCAGGAAUCAUACAGGUUAUGCUCAAGCCUCCUAGUGAAGAACCACUUUUAGGUGUUGCUGAUGAGUCAAAGCUUCUCGACCUGACCGAAGUUGACAUCAGGCUUCCCUUGCUGGUUUACGUGUCACGUGAGAAACGUCCUGGCUAUGAUCACAACAAGAAAGCUGGAGCGAUGAAUGCGUUGGUGAGAGCAUCUGCAAUCAUGUCCAAUGGUCCCUUCAUUCUCAACCUUGACUGUGACCAUUACAUUUACUACGCCCAAGCAAUGAGAGAAGGCAUGUGUUUCAUGAUGGACCGUGGUGGGGACCGCAUAUGUUAUGUCCAGUUCCCUCAAAGGUUCGAGGGUAUUGACCCUUCUGAUAGGUAUGCCAACAAUAACACUGUUUUCUUCGAUGUUAACAUGCGGGCCCUUGAUGGGCUUCAAGGCCCAGUUUAUGUCGGAACGGGUUGUCUCUUUCGAAGAAUGGCCCUUUAUGGGUUUGAUCCACCUCGUGCGAAAGACCGUGCUCCAAGUGUCUGGGAUUGCUGCUUCCGACGACGCAGGAAGCUCGCAGCUGUUGAAGAAAACCGAGCUCUGAGAAUGGGCGACUCGGACGACGAAGAAAUGCCUCUUGCCACAUUUCCCAAGAAAUUCGGCAACUCCGGAUUCCUCAUUGAUUCAAUCCCCGUGGCCGAGUUCCAAGGCCGUCCGCUGGCAGACCACCCUGCUGUCAAGAACGGAAGGCCACCUGGCGCUCUCACAAUCGGCCGAGAGUUGCUUGAUGCAUCGACUGUUGCCGAGGCAAUCAAUUCCAUCUCUUGCUGGUACGAGGAUAAAACCGAAUGGGGUGACCGUGUGGGUUGGAUUUAUGGUUCCGUUACAGAGGAUGUGGUCACUGGUUACAGAAUGCACAACAGAGGUUGGAAGUCUGUGUACUGUGUCACAAAACGAGACGCUUUCCGUGGGACCGCCCCAAUAAAUCUCACUGACCGGCUCCAUCAAGUUCUCCGGUGGGCCACUGGCUCAGUUGAAAUCUUCUUCUCCCGCAACAACGCCCUUCUCGCCAGCCCGAAAAUGAAGAUCUUACAAAGAAUUGCAUACCUUAAUGUCGGUAUCUAUCCCUUCACCUCAAUCUUCCUAAUCGUGUACUGCUUCCUACCUGCACUAUCCCUCUUCUCAGGCCAGUUCAUCGUACAAACCCUCGACGUAACUUUCCUCACAUAUCUACUAACCAUUACAGUAACACUAUGUCUUCUCGCUAUUCUCGAGAUAAAAUGGUCCGGAAUCCAACUAGAGGAAUGGUGGAGAAAUGAACAGUUCUGGUUAAUCGGAGGGACAAGUGCACAUCUCGCAGCAGUACUCCAAGGAUUACUGAAAGUGGUAGCAGGAAUUGAAAUCUCCUUCACAUUGACUUCUAAAUCAUCUGGUGAUGAGAAUGAUGAUGAGUUUGCUGAUCUUUACGUAGUCAAAUGGACGUCUUUGAUGAUUCCGCCUAUUCUGAUCAUGAUGUUGAACAUGAUAGCUAUAGCAGUUGGUUUCAGCCGUACAAUUUACAGUACUAUACCGCAAUGGAGUAAGUUGAUAGGUGGUGUUUUCUUUAGUUUCUGGGUUUUGGCACAUCUGUACCCGUUCGCUAAAGGUCUGAUGGGACGACGAGGGAGGACGCCGACAAUUGUUUGGGUUUGGUCUGGAUUACUUGCUAUUACAAUUUCUCUUUUAUGGGUUGCUAUUAACCCUCCAUCUGAUACUGACCAAAUUGGAGGCUCAUUCCAGUUUCCUUAGAAGGUAAAUCUUUCUGUUUAGUUGAAAUCAGUUUGUUGCAUAUUCUUUAUUAACUGCUCCAUAUAUGAGUUAAUCUCUCAUGUCACCAAAUAUUCGUUCAUUUUUGUAUGAUUGAGUAGAACAUUUUUCAGAAAGAUUUUGUUGCAUUGAAGUAACAUCAUCUUUCAACUUA
This is a messenger RNA of Spinacia oleracea (spinach), 4119 nucleotides long. Its product is annotated as cellulose synthase-like protein D3. The record is from RefSeq and is a predicted model, not a curated record. Gene Ontology annotation, molecular function: cellulose synthase (UDP-forming) activity. Gene Ontology annotation, cellular component: membrane. The coding region runs from base 513 to 3947 and encodes 1144 amino acids. Gene Ontology annotation, biological process: cellulose biosynthetic process. Lineage: Eukaryota; Viridiplantae; Streptophyta; Magnoliopsida; Caryophyllales; Amaranthaceae. The transcript is spliced from 4 exons.